Molecule: messenger RNA, 393 nt
Organism: Eimeria acervulina
Lineage: Eukaryota; Apicomplexa; Conoidasida; Eucoccidiorida; Eimeriidae
Exons: 2
Coding region: 1-393 (130 amino acids)
Source: RefSeq, a predicted model, not a curated record
AUGUCUGCUUUGCUGGAGCAGCUGAAUGAUGCUGCAUCUGGUGGGGGCCCCUUACAUAAUUAUGAUAUAGGGGGCCCCCUAGGUGGCUCCCCUGGUACCCAUAUAUUGGGGGCCCCCACUAAGGGGGCCCUUUUAAUGGGGGAGCCCCAUGAGGGGACCCUCUUUGGGGGCCUCCCCCUUGAAGGGGCCCCCCAUGAGGGGGCCCUCUUUGGGGGGCCCCUACUUGAAGGGGCCCCCCCCAAUGAGGGGGCCUUCUUUGGGGGGGCCCCCCAGGGGGUUCUCUUUGGGGGGGGCCCCCAGGGGGCCAUCGUUGGGGGGUCCCCCCAGGGGGCCCCUGUACGUCGUUUGCAGAACGUAGUGAGCAUUGGGCCCCCCGAUGGGUUGUUUCUGUAG